AUGGAAGAUAAAACACCUCCAGAGUUGCCUCAGAACUUCGGUCGUAUCUCAAUAAGAGACGCCACCUUCCGGAUAUAUUCUCAUAACGUCAAGAACGGGGGCCAUAAGGCUCUAGUUCCAGGUGAAGAGCCCUGGACAAAAAGGUUCAGAAAGAUCACGGCUUCCAUUCAUUUCAACGCUCAAAGAGACUCUAUUGUGUGUUUACAAGAAGUAUACAAAUUUCAGUUGAACGAUAUCAUGAAAGAGUUAAACCGUUAUUCACCAAAUGAGGACUGGAAGUACUACGGAGUAGGGAGAAUUGAUGGGAUGGAGCUUGGAGAGUUUGUUCCAAUUAUAUAUAAGGAGUCAGAAUGGGAACUAGUUUUUUCUGAUUCUCUCUGGUUGAACGAGAAGAAUACGAGGCUGUCAUUGACUGGCUGGGAUGCUCAAUAUCCACGGAUAGUUUCAUAUGUCACAAUGAAACACAAAGGUUCAGAAAACUAUAUAAAUGUAUUCAAUACCCAUUUGGAUCACGUUGGUGAGAAGUCAAAAAUUGGUUCGGUCAAGUUGAUUGGACAAACCAUGAAAAGCAUCAACAGCUGGCCCUCGUUCCUUUGUGGAGAUUUCAACACCGAGCCCGAUGAUGCUGCCUUCAAGCAAUUGGAGGAAUCUUUCAGUGAUGUUUCAACAUUGUCUACACCAUUCAACAGGUAUGGUCAUGAGAAAUCGUCAGUGACGGGCUUUGAAGGUGAAGUAUUGCUUCAAGGAGGUCAGAGUAUUGACUACAUUUUUGCUCCCAAGUACACGGCCAAAAUGAGCGACAAGCCCCAGUGUGAUUCUAUAGACGUCAACUCAGCAGCCAACAAGCUCUUCUUGCGGUUGCAAGGAUUCGGCAUGUUGCAUUCCAAGUUCGGAGGGUCGUACAUGAGCGACCACCGUCCGAUCGUAGCCGACUUUUCGUUGUCUGGAAAGUGCUGA
Scheffersomyces stipitis CBS 6054 is the source of this 957-nucleotide messenger RNA. RefSeq lists its product as uncharacterized. Lineage: Eukaryota; Fungi; Ascomycota; Pichiomycetes; Serinales; Debaryomycetaceae. Bases 1 to 957 code for a protein of 318 amino acids. The record is from RefSeq and is a predicted model, not a curated record. Gene Ontology annotation, molecular function: 3'-5'-RNA exonuclease activity. The transcript has a single exon.